Messenger RNA from Lucilia cuprina (Australian sheep blowfly), 745 nucleotides. Its product is annotated as lectizyme-like. The record is from RefSeq and is a predicted model, not a curated record. Gene Ontology annotation, molecular function: serine-type endopeptidase activity. The coding region runs from base 213 to 470 and encodes 85 amino acids. Gene Ontology annotation, biological process: proteolysis. Lineage: Eukaryota; Metazoa; Arthropoda; Insecta; Diptera; Calliphoridae. The transcript is spliced from 2 exons.
AUUCAGCAUGUUUUGAAAUUGAUUAGUUUUUGAUUUAUCAAUAUACUCAUGCUCCAAUAUGAACAGUUUCUUGUUAAAGUUCAAUAUAAUAACUUUGUUUUCAGUUGAAAGGUAUUCGUCAGAAAGAAACGUUGUUAUUGUGAAAAAAAAUGUUUAAAAAUUGGGAGAUAUAGAGUUAUUAAUUAUAGUGAACGUUUCAAAAUAUACACAACAUGUUGAGAAUUUUAAAAAGUUUUUUAAAAAUUUUCUAUUUAAUUGUUACAAUAUGUCUCAUAGUAACACCCUCAUCAGCGGGUCCACCUUCACCAAGAAUUAUUAACGGCACAGAAGCUACUGUGGAGCAUGCAAAAUUUCAAGUUUCCAUAAGACUGAAACGUUACGAUAAUACAUUUGGCAAUGGCCACAUAUGUGGGGGUGCUCUUGUGGGAGCGAAUAAAGUCUUAACAGCCGCACAUUGCCUUUACGAGUAAGUGACGAAUAAAGUGAAUUGUUUGUUGUAAUAUACAUAUAUUUAUAAAUAUGUUCAUAGCAUUACCCUCGUUUAUACAGAAUCACCCUAUAUUCAAAAAGUCCCAACUAAUAUUUUGAUAAAAUUUGAACCAAUUUGAAGCCUACUAUAAACAUUUUACGCAAUCUGUAGGCCUCAAUAUCCAAGAUAUUUUGAUAAAAUUUGAACCAUACGUGUUUUACGUCAUAAGGACGAUAACAUAAUAAGAAUGUUUGAAAUCGGUCAGGCUUGGGGGGU